GGAGAUGGAAAAGCAAAUACUCCAGGUCUUUUGAAAGCUGGAGUCCGAGGCCAGUGGGCGAAGGACGGGAACCUUAGAAGAACCAAGGAGGGCAGCGUGUGGAGAGGGCACUGGACUGGGCCUGCGAUGAGCACCAUGGAGCUGGGACUCCUCGUCUUAGUCACGCUGGCUGGAUUUGGCUCUGGUGAGGAGGAGGAAGGAAGCUUGGACACGUACUGGUCUGGCACGGCCCCCAUCUGCAUGGGGGGCUGCAAAGGGAAACACAAGGAGCUGAAGAGGAGCCAGUGUGGGAACGGCAGCUGCUGCUGGUUGGGAUACAAAUCCUUCUGUCGAGCUGUCUUUGGCCUGGAGGAUUUUGGGGGCAUCUGGGGAGCGAGAAGUAUGGGGCAUUUCCUGAGGGGCCCCUUGGCAAGGAAUUACAGCAGCUGUUGGCAUCACAAGGUGUUGACAAGUGAACUGCGGGCGGCCAGAGGCAGACUUCAAUUCCAUGGUCUACGGCAACGACUGGUGGGUGGGCUCUGUGGUGCGCUACGGCUGCCGGCCCGGCUUCCUGCUGGUGGGGGACCCGGCCAGUGCUUGCCAGUCCGAUGGCCACUGGACACCUAAACCCACCUGCCUCCCAGGGAUAUGCCUGCGGAGCCGGAUUGAGAUUAACGAGCGGGACAUCGACGGCAGCUGCUCCUCCACUUGCACGGACAAGGCUCACCUCGGGGCCUUCCUCAACCACGGCUGCAUCAAGAUCUCCAACUGCGUCACCAAGCAGUGGGGCUGGACCCGCUGGUUCGCGCGUUGUGACUUCUGCGAGUGCGACUGCUACAUCCCCUGCUCUUCCUCCGGGUAGAGAUCUGGGGCGGAUGGAUUCGUGGGGAGCUGUUCUGCUGUGAAGGGGAGCUCCGUCCCAGGAGGGACAGCAGCCAGCCUGACGCUCACUGCGCAAUAGGCUACCAUACUGUGCCUCUCUCCCAAUCGGGCCAUCCGUCUGUUCCUAUCACACUCUUGGCAAUGUGCUCGUGGAAGUGCAUGGUUGUGUCUGUCUCCUGGGCUGGAACCAUUUGCCAGCCUGUCUUGUUGGGGUGCAGCAUCUGCAGAGGAAAGGACUGCCUCCCCCAUACCUUAACCCUUUGCACCCUGCUUUGUUCCAAACAAGCACAUAGGGCGAUGGGUAUAUACAGUCAUCUCCCUGCUCUGCAGCGGGUUACACUGUGGGAGCAAGGGACCAGUGUUCCAAUAACAGGAAUGGGAGUCAAGGACUCCACAGCUGUUCUAGGUGGGGGAGAGGGUUGGUCCUGCCCUAAUGUGGGAUUAGGCACCAGUUUCCUCUUCUGACGCAGGGGGAUGGAAGGCAGUUGAAGGGAAUCCCUUUCCUUGCCUGCUUUGCUGUGGUGCCAUGCUACUCCCUGGCUACCCAGCAGCCUCUGCCAAAUGCUCUCCCUCACCUAGCAGGUGGGGAGGGUCUGUGGGACACAAAAGGAUCAGUGAAAUUCUCCCUCCUGGCCACGUGUGGGGUAGGCAUGGGGAAGGUGAGGAUUAAAUGCUGUGUAUAGCAAAUGCUGCUCCUGCCCACUGGCUCCAAGCCUGUGACCAUCGCUCCA
Malaclemys terrapin pileata is the source of this 1592-nucleotide messenger RNA. Its product is annotated as seizure protein 6-like. Lineage: Eukaryota; Metazoa; Chordata; Testudines; Emydidae. The transcript has 6 exons. The record is from RefSeq and is a predicted model, not a curated record. The coding region runs from base 488 to 841 and encodes 117 amino acids.